This is a messenger RNA of Papilio machaon (common yellow swallowtail), 1069 nucleotides long. RefSeq lists its product as uncharacterized. Bases 155 to 1051 code for a protein of 298 amino acids. The transcript has 5 exons. Gene Ontology annotation, molecular function: phosphatidylinositol bisphosphate binding. Gene Ontology annotation, cellular component: membrane. NCBI's taxonomy places the organism in Eukaryota, Metazoa, Arthropoda, Insecta, Lepidoptera, Papilionidae. The record is from RefSeq and is a predicted model, not a curated record.
GAUUCAUUCAGCCAGUCGGCGUUUGUGUGUCAGUGAGUGUAGACGUCGCUUAAAUAACGUAUGUGUACGUCAUUUAAUAUUGCUUUUCGGAAUUUGUUUUAUCUUCAACAAAAAGGAAUAUAAUUCAAAUUGUAGAGAGCGCUGGUGCGCAGAAAUGGCGGCGACAAAAUACUCACAUCCUUUCCUCAAUGGACUGAAGCCGAUAGUAGAAGGCCACGACGAAGAAAUACAACAAAUUAAGGAGUGGAUGAAGGGCCAACCUCAUUUGCCGUACAUUUCCGACGAGUACGUGUUAUUGUUUCUCCACUCAAAUUACUUCAAAGUGAAAGAGACAAAAGAUACAAUUGAAUGCUACUUCACGCUGCGCAACAAUACACCAGACCUCUUCAGCAAUAGGGAUCCGUUGGCGCCAAAGAACAAAACCGUUCUGGAUAUCACGCAUAUGGUGGCUCUACCGAAGCAGACGGAGGAAGGUUACCACGUCCUUCUGUAUCGGCUGUCAGAUCUAGACUAUAGCAAGCUGAAUUUCGCGGACGCUGUUCGUGUGUUCUGCAUGUUCAAUGAUGUGAAGUUGUCCGAGGAUCGGCUCUCGGAAGGCUACGUAGUGAUCUUUGACAUGAAAGGCUGCAAUCUAGGACAUCUAACGAGGGUUACCUUACCCGCCUUGAGAGCUUUUAUGCAUUACAUUCAAAGUGCUCAUCCUUGUCGAUUGAAGAAGAUCCACGUGGUGCAUACUGUGUCGUUCAUCAACCAAGUGAUGUAUCUCAUCAAACCAUUGAUACAUUCCAAUCUUCUAGACCUUCUAAACUUUACUUCUGAAGGACCAGAAGCGAUUGUUGAUAAAGAACUUUUGCCAGAAGACUAUGGUGGCCCAGCUCCCCCGGUGAAGCAAUUACACGAAGAACAGAGAAGGAAUAUGGAGGAGAACUAUAGAGAAUGGUUGAUAGAGUCGGAGAUCUUCAAGGUUGACGAAAAGAAGAGAAUUAAGAAGCCAAGUAAGGGAAUGUUUGCCAGCUUUACGAGCAGUUUUAAAAGUCUAGAUAUUGAUUGACGAUUGGUUGAUUUUUUU